AUGACGAGACGCUGCUCGCCGCCGCUGGCUCCUCUUGCCCUGCUUCUCCUCCUCUGCUUCUCCUACGGCGCGGCGGCCGCUCGCCCCCUCCCCGCCAACACUGCUCCUCACCAAGGUAUCGCUGUGGCGAGAGCAAAGGCGGCAGAUGCUGCAACAACGGACGGCCUAGUGUCGCUCAAGGAGGAAGGUGGCAAGGCCCGCAAUGGCGGCGAGGCGGUGUCACCACCUGAGGCGACGGCGGAGGGGAUGGAGGUGGAGGCGGAGGAGGAGGCGUGCGAGGAGGGGAACGAGGGGGAGGAGUGCAUGCAGAGGAGGCUGCUCCACGACGCGCACCUGGACUACAUCUACACGCAGCACAAGGGCAGGCCAUGA
This is a messenger RNA of Triticum turgidum subsp. durum (durum wheat), 372 nucleotides long. The record is from the annotation of a GenBank genome assembly. NCBI's taxonomy places the organism in Eukaryota, Viridiplantae, Streptophyta, Magnoliopsida, Poales, Poaceae.